AUGGAUGGAUCUUACUCACUGAAGCCUGAGGAGCAGGCGAAGGGAACAAGCUUCAAACAGUCGUUCAAGCGGGUGAAAGGUGACGUUUGGGACAGUGGAGAGGGACUGUGUGAGCCGUCCUGCAGCCUCAGUGUGAACAACAUCUCCUAUACAGUCAGUGAGCGCUUGGGGCCGUGGUGGGACAUACCGUCCUACAGAAAGAGAUGGACUCGACAGAUCCUCAAUGAUGUAUCCUUCCACGUGGACAGUGGGCAGAUCAUGGGGAUUCUUGGAAAUUCAGGCUCAGGAAAGACCACACUGUUGGAUGCAAUUUCUGGGAGGAUAGGGAGCAGCGGCGUGCUGCUGGGUGAGGUCUUCAUAAAUGGGAGGAAACUGAAAAGAGAAGAGUAUCAGGACUGUUUCUCCUAUGUUCUCCAGAGUGAUAACCUGUUAAGUUAUUUGACCGUAGAAGAGACACUGACUUACACAGCACAGCUUGCAUUGAGGAAACAUUCAGAUGAAGCAAUAAAGAAAAAGGUGUCGGCCGUGAUGGCCGAGCUGAGUCUCACUCAUGUGGCCCACAGUGUGAUCGGGGGUCGAAUAUUUGCAGGGAUUUCAGGUGGCGAGAGAAGGAGAGUGUCUAUUGCCUGCCAGCUACUACAAGAUCCAAAGGUGAUCCUUCUGGACGAGCCCACCACAGGCCUGGACAGCAUGACCGCCAACCAGAUAGUGGUGUUACUGGCACAACUGGCCCGCCGAGACCGCAUCGUUGUUGUCACCAUCCACCAGCCGCGCUCCGAACUUUUCAGAGUUUUCAGCAAGAUUGCUAUAAUGAGUCGUGGGGAGCUGGUGUUCUGUGGGGAGCCUGAAGAGAUGGUCAACUUCUUCAGUCAGUGUGGAUAUGAAUGUCCAGAAUACUGCAAUCCAUUUGACAUUUACGUGGACUUCACCUCUGUGGACACUCGCAGCAGCGAGAGAGAAGCUGCUACAAUGAACCGCAUGCAUGAAAUUGCCUCAUCUUAUCAGAGGUCUGACAUCAACAGGAGAAUGUUGGCCCAAAUAGAGCAGAGUUUGCAGAAAUCAGACAAACCAGAUAUUCCCUUCAAAAGCAAAGAGUCACCAAGUGGAGCAGCCAAACUAGAAGUUCUGCUGAGACGAACAGUAAGAAACCUUUCCCGGGACCGAAUGGGCGUCCUGAUGCGCUUGUCCCAGAACUUGAUCUAUGGACUCUUCGUGGCCUUCUUCGUCAUGCGUCUGGAUCUGGAUGUGUCCAAAGGUGCCAUCCAGGACCGCAUCGGCAUCAUCUAUCAGAGCAUCGGUGCAUCUCCCUACACCGGCAUGCUCAACGCUGUAGCUCUCUUUCCUGCGCUCAGAGCCAUAGGCGACCAGGAGAGUCAGGACGGCCUGUACAGUAAAUGGCAGAUGUUCUUGGCUUACGUAUUCCACAUCCUGCCCUUCAGCGUGCUCAGUGUUUUUAUUUUCACAUCCUUCCUAUACUGGACCAUUGGAAUGAACCCAGACACGCUGCGUUUUCUCUGUUACACUGCUGUAGUCAUGGUGCCCCAUAUUGUAGGGGAACUGCUCACGGUUGUGUUACUCGGAGUUGUCCAAGACCCAAACAUGGUCAACACUGGUGUAGCUCUGCUUAAUAUUGCAGGGAUUUUGGUGGGCUCUGGUUUUCUAAGGAGCACACAGCAGAUGCCAGAAGUCUUUCAAUGGCUCAGUUACUUAACUUUCCAGAAAUACAGCUGUGAACUCCUCAUAGUAACUGAGUUUUAUGAUCUGAAUUUUUCAUGCAAUGCGUCCCAACUUUUGCCAGGAGCCUGUGUGGUCAAUCAGGGCAAUCAGAUCAUAGAGCAGGGCUAUCCUGGGGCCCUGUCACGCUUCACCCUGGACUUCAUCCUCCUCUACGCUUUCCUCCCUGCUCUGUUGUUACUGGGAAUGAUCAGCUUCAAAAUUAGGGACAGGAUUAUCCGCCACUAA
Molecule: messenger RNA, 1962 nt
Organism: Knipowitschia caucasica
Lineage: Eukaryota; Metazoa; Chordata; Actinopteri; Gobiiformes; Gobiidae
Source: the annotation of a GenBank genome assembly